CUUCAGCUAGAGGAAUCAUGAAAGAUAGAGGACAAAGAACAUUCCAUUUUCUUCUCUGUUUUAUAAAUCAUGUUUACUUAAGCUAAAAGAAUCAUGAAAGAUACAGGGCAACGAAUAUUCGAUUUUCUUCUCUCAGCUGCUUUACUGAGAUACCGUAUACACGUGGAAUAUGUUAUAUUGCGACUCAAAAACCGAUGGAAAGGUGUACAUUUACAACACAGAGAAAGCAACUACAUUUAUGAUGUUUUUGUGUCAUAUGGUGAGAAAGACUAUGCCUGGAUUGUUCGUUAUCUGUACCCAAAACUAGAAAGCUUAAAUAUUAAGGCAUGGCUUAAGGACAGAGAUUCAACUCCAGGAGAUUGGGAGGCAGAAGAGAUAGUGAAAUGUAUCAAUGAAAGUAGAAAAGUGUUGUUCGUGAUCACUGAAUGUUUUCUUGAGAGUGGUUGGGCCUCAUACGCCGUGCAGAUGGCGGUUACUCACGCCUUCCAUAACCAGCGUCAGAGUUCCAUUGUUGUAAUCAUCAAAGACGAAAUACCAUUAGAGAGACUCCCGAACGAUAUCAAAAAUAUAUGGUGGUGCAUAGACUACCUUAAAUGGCCUUCAGAAAGAAAUGAAGACGAAGAUUUAUUGCGUCUUCAAUUGUCUAAUUUGCUCAAGCCCACGUAAUUCUGAUUAAAAGGCUUCGAUACGGUUUUUUAUUUCUCUAUAAGUUGAAAAAAAAUAAGAUGGGAUAUAAGUUUGAAGAUGAAUCUUCACAAUGAUUCCCCAUAUAUAUGAUUUUCAGGAAUUGAAAUCAAAGCUCUGACAAUCUGAUUAAUGUUUACUUUUUCGAGGAUAUUUUUUCAAAGAUUGAUGAGAUGUGUUUCACUGUGUACUACAGUAUGUUCUACAACAUGUUUUAAGAAAAAU
Molecule: messenger RNA, 909 nt
Organism: Saccostrea cuccullata (small rock oyster)
Lineage: Eukaryota; Metazoa; Mollusca; Bivalvia; Ostreida; Ostreidae
Product: toll-like receptor 6
Exons: 3
Coding region: 94-666 (190 amino acids)
Biological process (GO): inflammatory response; toll-like receptor signaling pathway; immune response
Cellular component (GO): plasma membrane
Molecular function (GO): transmembrane signaling receptor activity
Source: RefSeq, a predicted model, not a curated record